AUGCCUUUAAUUUACAAUAAUCUUAUUCCUGAAGUUCUCAUUCCUGGAGUUCACAUGAGCCUAACCAUCGGCAAACUGCUUUUCCUCUCCUGCGCACUAUCACCUGGGCACAAGAGAAAGGGGGUUGAGGCCAUUCAAGUCUGGCUCUCGGGCUUGUCCUCUACUCGCUUACCCCCUGUAGCGCUAACCCUCAAACAGUUCAUGAGAAGGCAACAAGUCCUCCUCCUAUACAGAAAGAUUUUACAAGCAAUUAGCCAGGUACCAAAUGAAUAUGACUGCAAGUAUCUACAGAACUGGGCAAGGGAAGAAUUCCAAAGAAAUAAAAGUGCCACAGAAGAGGAUACAAUCCAAAUGAUGAUUACUCAAGGAAAUCUGCAACUGAAAGAAUUGGAGAAAACAUUAAACUUAGCAAAAGCAUAA
Dromiciops gliroides (monito del monte) is the source of this 420-nucleotide messenger RNA. RefSeq names its product LYR motif-containing protein 2-like. NCBI's taxonomy places the organism in Eukaryota, Metazoa, Chordata, Mammalia, Microbiotheria, Microbiotheriidae. Bases 1 to 420 code for a protein of 139 amino acids. The record is from RefSeq and is a predicted model, not a curated record. The transcript has 3 exons. Gene Ontology annotation, cellular component: mitochondrion.